Sorghum bicolor (sorghum) is the source of this 1898-nucleotide messenger RNA. RefSeq names its product putative pentatricopeptide repeat-containing protein At1g53330. The transcript has a single exon. Bases 193 to 1593 code for a protein of 466 amino acids. The record is from RefSeq and is a predicted model, not a curated record. NCBI's taxonomy places the organism in Eukaryota, Viridiplantae, Streptophyta, Magnoliopsida, Poales, Poaceae. Gene Ontology annotation, molecular function: protein binding.
AGUGCGCUCACUUCACCUCUCAAGGUUUCUUUGUGCUCCGGCGGUCCGGCCUCAGACGACCCAGCAAUCGAGCAUGCUCAUCAACUGCGUUGCUGUCGAUGGCCUGCGUGUAUACCAUUGUAGUUGAUGUAGCAGUACACAUCACGGCGUUGUCCACACUAAUAACACGUGUCUCCCCACCGGAACACUGCCAUGGCGCGCAACAAGUUCUCGUCGUACCACCUCGCCGCGGCGCUCCGCCGCGAGCUGGACCCCGCCGCCGCGCUCCGCCUCUUUCUCAACCCUCCUGCCUCCGCGACGCCGUUCCGCUACUCGCUCCGCUGCUACGACCUCAUCAUCUGCAGGCUCGCCGCCGCGCGCCUCUUCCCGGCCAUGGAGUCCAUCCUCUCCCGCCUCGCUUCCUCCUCCUCCUCCUCGGGUCCCCGGCCCCGCGAGCAGCUCCUCUGCCGUGUCAUCUCCGCCUACGGCCGCGCCCGCCUCCCCGCCGCCGCGCGCCGCGCCUUCACGCACCCGGCCUUCCCCGGGCGGCGCACCGCUAGGGCCCUCAACACCCUUCUCCACGCCCUGCUCGACUGCCGCGCCCCUCUCCGCGACCUCCUUGUCGUCUGCCAUGACGCCGGGAUCCCGCCGGACGCGUGCACCUAUAACAUUCUCAUGCGAGCGGCGGCAGCGUCUGGCUCCGUCGACCACGCGCGCCAACUGUUCGACGAAAUGCUGCGACGGGGCAUCGCGCCCACUGUAGUCACGUUCGGCACCCUUGUUGCCGCGCUGUGCGAUGCUGGCCAACUGGAAGACGCGUUCGACAUGAAGGAAGUGAUGGUCAGGCAGUACGACGUGUUGCCAAAUGCAUAUGUGUAUACAAGUCUGAUGAAGGGCCUCUGUGAGAAAGGGGAUGUGGAUGCCGCGUUGAGGCUCAAGGAAGAGAUGGCAGGGAAGGCAGAUCUUGUGCUGGAUUCUGCUGUAUAUGCAACACUUGUACGGCCGUUGUUCCGGGUAGGGCGAAAAGGUGCGGUGGUUGGAUUGCUGGAGGAGAUGAAGGGGAGGGGGAUCGUGGCUGAUAGGGCGGUGUACAAUGCGAUGCUUGCAGGCUUUUGCAAGGAUGAGAAGGAUUUCGGUGGUGCAUUUGCAGUGCUUGACGACAUGCGGAAGAAUGGGUGCAAGGCGGAUGCAGUGAGCUAUAAUACAUUGGUUGCAGGGUUGUGCAAGUUGGGCCGGUGGCGGGAUGCGAGUGAAUUGGUUGAGGAUAUGCCAAGGCGGGGAUGCCAUCCAGAUGUGGUGACCUACAGAAUGCUCUUUGAUGGGAUGUGUGCUGCUGGGGAGUUUCUUGAAGCAAACCAGGUUUUGGAUGAGAUGGUUUUCAAGGGUUUUGCACCAAGCAAGGAUGGUGCACAGAAGUUUGUCGAGGGGAUUGAGAGGGAAGGAGAUGUGGUAUUGCUGGAGUCAGUGUUGUGCCGACUAGCGAAGGUGAAUGCUUUGGUGUCAAGUGGAUGGGAGAAAGCUGUAAGUGGGGUGCUGAAUGAAGCCACAGAGUUGAGGCUAGAGAAGCAGCUUGAUUCUUUAAGAAACCAUAGUGGAUUUGAUCAAUGCAAUUAGAGUAGCGAAAAAGUAGCAAGCAUGGUUUCUAAAGAAACAAAUUUGUUCAUCUGUUGUACAAGGCUGCCUUGCAGGUAGUAUUAUUAAAAAGGCAGAGAAAGAUUAAAAUUGGAACCUAAGGUGUGCAACUUAUUUGAGUGAAGUUAGUUUUGCAUAAGAUUCAAAUAUAGGAUGGAUCUAUUGCAAAAAAAAAGAAUCUUCAUGUUUGCACAUGGUCAUAUAUAUUUUAGUUUUUGUGGCAUGCUUCUAAAUAUAUUGUUAUUUUGUUCCCUUGCAGACAUUGACAAUAAAUGUGUUCUUUGGAA